Molecule: messenger RNA, 1835 nt
Organism: Strongylocentrotus purpuratus (purple sea urchin)
Lineage: Eukaryota; Metazoa; Echinodermata; Echinoidea; Camarodonta; Strongylocentrotidae
Exons: 6
Coding region: 70-1626 (518 amino acids)
Source: RefSeq, a predicted model, not a curated record
UACCGUACACUCAAAAGUGAAAUUUCGCUUCGAAACUAUCGAACCAACUCGAGCAUCGAUGGCAUCAUCAUGUAUCUUUACUUGAAUCCCGUGAAGGAGAAGAUUCCUAUCUUUUUACCAUUGUUUGCUAAGAGAAUUUGGGGAUCAAAUUCACUAUAUGUUUGUCGAUAUGUGUCAAGUACUUCGGACGGGGAGCCCAAGGCCAAGACCAGGAGUUUGCCCACUUUGCAAUCUGAACAUUUGAGAGGAGAUCACAGCAGCACCAGUGAACCUAUCAGACUUGGGAUAUGUCGUCUAGCAAGUGGAAAGCUACAAGUCGUAAGCAGCGCAUCUAACCAAGGUUUCCAGGAAAGAGGUGGUCGGUCCUGGAGUAAAACCAAUCUAAUUCAAAGAAGAGAGAGCUCUCUGAUGUUUGCUACAGCAAGCAAGCCGUCAAGUCUCAUUGUGUUCGAGAAUGCAGAGAAUGGCUCUGAAGAUAAACAUGCUUCCACAUGCUCUCUUAACACGGACAUUAACUGCAACAGAGCAGAACAGUCGUCCAACACUGAUCAUGAAGAGCUCCCUCUACUGUUCUCGCUUGACAAGAGCAACUACGAAGAAGCCCUGAACACUAUUGGUGCAGCCAGAGAUGCAGGGAGUCUGUGCCAGUCUGCAGCCGCCCAACUCAAAGACAUAUGCCACCAUCUUCACAUGGAAGAUGCAAUUUUGGCAGCUGCCAAGCCAUGUGAAGACAUAGUUGAUGAUAUUAUCAUUAGAAAGAAAUAUUCUCACAUUGGAACUUACAAACAUGACUACUCUCUCUUCAUUCAAGCUGGCGACUCAGGCAAGCAAUCUGUCUCGCCAAAGGUCAACAGUGAAAAGCCAAAUCCAUCUGAAGCAAAUCUUCCAGGACAUCUAACACCCGGUUACAAUCAUUUAUCCCCGUUAAAAGCAGAUCAAUCCACUUCUCAGCAGGUAGAAAGUUUAUCUGUGCUAUCUGGGAAUGUGGGCAUCGCAAAUUAUAAUGAGGAGAUGUUGCCGCUGCUUCAAUGUGUAGGUGAGAAUGAGCAGAAUCCUGAUGAUCCUGCUUCAUCAGAUGGGCCUAGUAAGGAGCAGCUGGCUUACAUGCACCUUCGUCUGUCAGAGGAAAUGCCAAGAUUCUUUGAACAAUCCCAUGACUAUGGAUUGUAUGCAGACACUGUUCAUUUUGAUAACCGCAUCAUGAAAGUCAGAACAAGAGGUCUAUCUGCCUACAAAGCCACUGUGCAGUCUUUGAAGUAUCUGAGUACAGCCUGUCUGACCAACUCACAGAUGGAGGUGCUUCGUAUCACCAUGGAAACCGAGCAGCAUUACAUCCAAGCAAGAUGGCGUAUCAAAGGAGUGCCCUUACACAGCUACAUCUUAAGACCCUGGGGAAAGAAACACAAAUAUAGAUACUUUGAUGCAUUUUCUACAUUUCAUGUUGGUAGUGAUGGACUGAUUCACAGCCAUGUUCUAGAUAAGGUGAUGCCAAGUUCUGAGGGCAAGGUCGUUGCAGCGUCAUGGGCAGUUAGAUUAGGAAUCAUGAUGGGUUUAAUAAGACCACCAGCCUUUGAACCAGACAUCAUGAAGGCCAUCACUCACAUGAAGUCACUUCUUGGCAAGUAGCAAGUCUUGGCAGGAUCAUCAGCCCAUGAAAUACCGGUAGACAUCAUGAAAGCAAGUCCUUUCUUGGCAAGUAGCAAGUCUUGGCAGGAUCAUCAGCCCUUCAAAUAGAUAUCAUCCUGAAAGCAAGUCCUUUCUUGGCAAGUCAUUGAAGAGAGAGGCAUUGCGAAAAUCAUCCCUUAUUUGAAGUUACUUCCUGGAAAAAAACUUUU